Messenger RNA from Syngnathus typhle (broad-nosed pipefish), 5793 nucleotides. RefSeq lists its product as uncharacterized. Gene Ontology annotation, biological process: negative regulation of transcription by RNA polymerase II. The record is from RefSeq and is a predicted model, not a curated record. Gene Ontology annotation, molecular function: protein binding; transcription corepressor activity. Lineage: Eukaryota; Metazoa; Chordata; Actinopteri; Syngnathiformes; Syngnathidae. Gene Ontology annotation, cellular component: nucleus. Bases 90 to 5405 code for a protein of 1771 amino acids. The transcript has 13 exons.
GUCGCUUUGCGAGAUCCACCCCCACAAACCGAUGAGUGAAGCUGCAGGUCUGUUGACACGAGUUUGUUAACAUCUCAGGUCAUCCAGUCAUGGAACCGGACGACACAUUGACUCUACAAGUUGGAAUAUUUGUUUUACGGAAGAACACUCGCACAAGCUUGGAUAAGGCACUUUAUUUUUGGGGUGGACGUGCGUGUGCUCGUGCCACAGCGAUGACGACAGACGUUUUUACUUUGGCACGUGAGGAGACAAACAACACGCUCCCCGCCGAGCACAAAAAGGUGGGUGCUAGCACUGCUUUCUGGAUGGACCCUGUUGCCUCGCUCAGUGUAGACUUCAAGUCAGUGACGGGAAAAAAACUCCUUGGCAAAAGUGUUCUUCCUCCUUCUGUCACUGCAGACCAGGCCCAACCUAGCCCACCUCUCUCUUAUGGACAUUGCAAGAAUCCUUCACCAGAGCUACAGAAAGUACUGGUUAUCCCUAAAGCUAGAGACAUCGUCACAACCAAUGACAAGCUUCUAGAUUCAGGCCUGAAUAAUAUCAGUAGCUUCUUGAAACUCCCUUGGAUGACUCCUUACUCUGAGGCAACCAUGUACCCCUUCCUUGACAUGGCAUACAAGGCCUCAUUCCUGGCCCAGGCCUCCCCAUUCAUAUACCAGCAGUUAGCGUACCAGUCUCUGUGCCAUAUGGCAGAAGGCGGCUCACCUGAAGACAGAUUCUUUUAUUUACCCCAGUAUGUUCCUACACAUAUUUCUUCACAAUUGGAGUCUGACUUCAGAAUACCCGCAUCCAUGUCAGCUGCCCUCUCACCCCUGCACACAUUGCAGGGGCCUUCGGUACAUCAGCAAACAUCUGCCUUCAGCACCUCCCUGUACCAGGACGCUUUAGCUUCUGCUUUUCACUUUGAUGAUUGCCAUCUUAACAACAGUCGCACAAAGUCUGGUCUCCCCACUUCUGCUAAGACUAGUUCUACAAGCAACAGUCGCUCUGCCUGUGAUCCAGUCAACAGUUCAGUCCCUGGUUCUACCUCAGUGUCGACAUCUGUAGACUCCCGGAAGACUUCAAAAAGGAGCACUGCAUCAUCUAAUGAACUCGCUGGGUUUCCUUCCUUCUACAUUGGCAGCCUUAGUUCUGAACUAGACUCCCUGAAACAAACCAGCAGCAGCCGACAAAACCGCUCUAGCCCAGAUCACUGUAGAGCUGCAAAGUCUCUUUCACCUGCAAGAACAUCAGUAGACAGAAAAGUGCAUUCAAUACCUUUGGAUCUUUCUGCAAAAAAGACAAAAGGCUCAUCAAACAGGUUCCUGUCCGAAUUAGACUUCUUUGCCCGUCUAAAUUAUGGUCUACAGGCGAGUGAUGAAAAGCGCCUGACAGAACCCCCAAAAGUGAAAACUUCUUUGAAUUCGGAUAAGGCUGCACAUUUUUUACAGAAUCAAAGUUUCCCUGGCAUUAGAAAACUUGAGGUUGGCAGCCUACCCUCUAAAAGAUCUUCGGAAUCAUUCUCUUCAGCAAAUUUGGGCCAGCAAACAGUGCAUGUGACAAAUGCUAAAGCGGCACACACAUUUUCUGGAAAACCUAUAUUGUCCAAGGUCCAAGGUCAAGAUAAACAAUCAAAUCAACCCAAAGAAAUACAGCCACACGUGGGACUCGGAUCCACUUCCAAACGACUCCGCACUGACUCUUUUAUUCCACUUGAUUUAGGCUGCAGCAAUGGCUACCUCCCAUACUCGAUUACGGACACUAUGUCCUUGCAGCACAUGCCCGUAUCGGACAAAGGACAUGGCCACCACUACCCCAUCCUCCGUGGUCACAGCGGUAGUAUGACUUACACAUCUUCAAAACAGUGUCUUCAACACAGAGUGGAUUCACAGGGUACCUCACCCUCUCUGACAACUCAGAGAGACCUCAAAGAACUUUCAAACAGGUCUCUGUCCAAAUCCUGUAAUGUAGAGCAAAACAGAGGCCAAGAAAUCCAGCAAAAGCCAAGCCAGACCAAGAAACCAGAACCCGAGCAAAGAGCUAGCAGCAGCGAGCGGGCUUCAAAUGAAUCCUUCAAAUCUUUUUGCAACCCGUUCAAUAGGGUUAGCGAGAGCAUCGUUUGUAUUGACAUGGCUUUUGAAGAAGUUGACGAAUCACCCCACAAUCGCAACAAAAGCUUCCUUGCCAACCAGACUGUUGGGCAGCAGGGCUUACAAGCCCCCACAUCCCAGCCACGUUCUCUUCAUCACAAGUGUUCUUCACCCCCUCCUCCCAGCAAGGAGAUUUCAAUAGAAGAUUGUCUUAGUCCAUUUCAGGACCUCUCAGAUGAGCGGACGAUGCGUUGUGCCAGAACAUCUCCCGAACAGUUUUCCAGGAAGAAGGUCAUUGGGGCCCCAUGUGGUUCAAACAGCUUGGCAAGAGAUGAACAUGGUGCUGAAGCACUUGACGAAAGUGAUGAUGAGGACCAGGUCAAUCAGGAGCCAUCCUCAAAUAUCUGUGCAAGUAAAGAAUGUUCUUAUUUGUGUUCUGCUGCCACCCAAUGCCUGGAUGGUCAAGCUGUUGGAUGCAGCUCUCAUUCAGAUCAUUCACUUUGUACCAGCAAGACACCAAGUGGAGAUACGCCUUUGCCGUUAGCAGCCGGUGGCGUCGACUCGGAAGCCGAGUCCUUUGUCUCCAUCAACCAAAGAGAACAAAACAUGGCAGUUGACAGCCAAAGCAUCGAUCGUAGGUCUCUUGGAUAUGAAUCCAAUAUUAGUGAUUGUUUAGGUCAAGAGCAUUUGCUGGAAAAUAAUUCCAGAGACACUACCUUACACACGGACGAGAAGAACACCCAGGACAUCAUGGAUGUCCAGAUUGGUGGGGGCAAGGAUACCUGCACCGGCACCCAGACAGAACCUUUUUCCAAAUGUUUGGACAGUCAACCAAAGUUGGAGACCGAAGAAUCUUGUGAUUCCCUGUCCAGCUGGCCGAGUCAAGAGCAGUGUAAGCUCAAGGAAAACCAGAAUGACGAAACGGCGGCAGCAGGGGAGGCUGAGCUGGCAGACGCCGGUGGGGGCGAAGGGGGAUGGUUGGAUCUGUGCCAGCAGAGUGACAGGAGGGGAGGACGCUCCCCUCCCACAAUCCACGUCGAAGGACAGAAAGGUGCACAACCGUCAUCCAUUUGUGUCACAUCUGUGUUCAACCGUGCCAACGAGCUGGUAGCCAAGGAUGAUUGCUCAACAGAGAAGAUGCAGAUUGAAGAAAGUGACAAAGAAGAAAGGCAACAGGCUGUUGCCACAACCAGCGUCGGUUUGGUUCACUGGAACAGAACGUCCUCUGUGGAGGGCCUCAGCGGUUUGGAUCCUAACAUGGCAGCAAAUCGCAAGCACAUGUUCAGCCUGGAGCCAUUUCACCAGAGCAACAUCGGUGGUCGCCGGAUGAAGCGAAGAAGAACGGAAGACAUGGGAACGAAAAACGGUGCGACUGAGGACACAAGCAAGCAAAAGAGUUGCAUCGAGCAGAACGGCCCCUGCUUCAAAAAGCCCCGUCUACCCAAUGAUGACGUGAAAGUCCAUGUGGCCUCAUCCCCGGGGGUACAGACGGACAGUGCUGGGCUCUGGCAACCCUCCCACGUCGCCUCCUUCCGCCUCCGGGAUAAGCAUCAGAAGCUGAGGGAGACCCGCAGGGUCUCGUCACUCCUCCCAUUCUUAUCUGAUGACAGCCCUGAUAAACCCACGGGGAAACAUCCAUGCAAGACCAAGCACACGAGGGAGGCAGCAGAAGAGGCAGAUGAGGAAGGAGGUGACGUGGAGGACAGAAUCAGCCAGGAUUCAUUCGACACAUGCUCACCACCUCUGCAGCCGAACCUUGCAGUUGAACCUACACCCUCAGAAUUGUGUCACCUAAUUGUGAAUAAACAUGCCGGAGAGACGCUGCUGCAACAUGCCGCCCGGCUGGGAGACGAGGAGGCAGUGCUCUACUGUCUGCAGCUGAGGCUCUGCAACAUCAACCAUCAAGACAAUGCUGGCUAUUGCGCCUUGCACGAGGCCUGCACCCAAGGAUGGUUCACGAUUGUGCGCCACCUGGUGGAGCACGGGGCGGACGUCAACUGCAGCGCUCAGGACGGAACCAGGCCGCUACAUGACGCUGUUGCGAACAACCACAUGGAAGUGGUACGUUUCCUCCUGGCCUGUGGCGCCGACCCCACCCUGACCUCUUACUCUGGACGAGGACUGAUAAACAUGGCCAACAGUGUUUCCAUGGAAACCUUCCUAGAGGAAUAUCUCGCAGAUCUCAAGGGAAGGCCGGAAGGUGAUUCUGGAAUCUGCUGGGAUUUUUACGGCAGUUCCGUGUGCGAACCAGCCAGUGAGGAUGAAGUUUACAACAUCCUGGCCGAUCCGCCUGGGCCUGAAGAGGAGAAAGAGACAGAGCAGCGGGGCGGAAAGGAGGAGUUUGAAUUUGAGCCGUCUGACAAGCCACUACCCUGCUACACGUUGCAUGUGUCGCCGUCUACGGGUCCUCGUAACUGGCUCCUCCUCCGCGAUGUCUUGGCCUGUCUUCGAAUGACACCUGACGCCUUCCGUCGCCACUUCCCACAUCUUGAGGUUCGUGCCAUCCCACAGGCCGAGUUCUACUGCCAGACAUCCUUGUCGCAUCUCUGGCACCAUCCUGCUAAGCAGGCCUCUUCCCAACCGCUUACCAAUGACUUGCUGGAGUUGGUGGAGGCUACACCCAAAAUGGCCGCCAUGCUUGGCUCUCCCCUCAAAUUUAUGGACAGCCAGAUGCUGCCAGAACCGGCACCGUCCCCAGGCCCAGCCCCACUACUGUCGUCAUCGUCGACUGGCUCAGUUCUGCCGCCACUUGCCACCCUUGGCCAAGUUUCGCAAGACCAAAGCCAGCGUUGUGCUCCAGUCGCCGCAGUGGAAAGGAAGGUAGAUGCGAGCAACGUCGUCACAUGCAACCAAGUGGCCCCAAGUCACACUCAUCCCAAAGAGACCAUCAAUAUGUCAGAAUCGACAAAAAAUCCAGCAAAUAUGGACUCUGCUGUGAGGGAAGUGCAGCACUUGCAAAAUGGAGUCGCCAUGAGUACAAACUGUGGUACCGAGGAGAACAUGCAAUGUGGUGCCCUAUCUGGGAACACGGGUGUUAACAAUUCUCGGAGUGAAGACAACAAGCGUGUUCGCAAAGUAAUGGCCGAAGGGUUGAAGAAACUAAGCAGCUGUGCAACUGAGCAGAACUGUCAAACCUUACGUGACGGCAGCGGUCACACUGUGAAGAUGGAUGCCGCAUGGCGAAGACACUUAGCAAAUGUCAGAGUUCACAUCAGGGACUUGGGGGUAACAUUUGCAGUAGGCCGGAACCCCAGCAAUGUGAAGGUUGUUGACAAGGUCGCUGAGACCAAACCGACUGCACAAAAAUCAGCCUGGGAUGUGAAAAGUUACAAAUGACCUGCGACCUUUUUUCAAGGACACUCUCCUUUUUUGACCUUUUGCAUGGGUCAAACAUCCGUAUCAACCAUCCAAUCUUCCAUUUUCUAUCCCGUCAUAGGUCAUGGAUGAAUAUCCCAGCUGUUUUUGGGCGAGAAACAGGCCAGCCAAUCAGACAGGCUGUAUUAAGUUAUUGUACUGUACAUACUGUAAACACUAAAUAUUUAUAGUGAGUACAAUUGUUAUAAUUUAUAAAUGCUGCCGGUUGUCAGUUUGAUGCGGUUCCAGUGACGAAUUUGUUCCAGUUCUGGAAUAUUGUUUACUAAAUUUGUAUUCUACUUCCUGUUGAGUUUUUGUGCUAUAUGGUCCACUUUCCUGUCUCAUCAAAUAAACACCAAGUUUGUUUGCA